Schizophyllum commune H4-8 is the source of this 3477-nucleotide messenger RNA. RefSeq lists its product as uncharacterized. Lineage: Eukaryota; Fungi; Basidiomycota; Agaricomycetes; Agaricales; Schizophyllaceae. The transcript is spliced from 4 exons. The coding region runs from base 1 to 3477 and encodes 1158 amino acids. The record is from RefSeq and is a predicted model, not a curated record.
AUGGAACGUGAAAACAUCGCCGGACCACCAUCUGCUCGACGCCCAUUGCAGCUCUGCGCGGAUCGCUCGCCUCUGCAAAUCCCUCCUCUAAGGACGGCACCACCGACGACACCUAUUGCAGACUCGAGCAGCGCGCCAGCGUCAACUCCGAGCUAUCUGUCGCUGCUGGAGCAGUUCCGACAAGCGCAGGCCCAGUCAGAGAACCUCGCCCCGCAAUGCCUGUCGCGGACAACACCAUCUGUGCCCUUACGAGGAGCAUCAAUCACCAGUCCUUCGUCCCUGGGUCCUGCCUUUGAGAGCCCUUUCCUCGACUCGCAUUCCUCUUUUCUCUUUCGGACGUUGACACCUCGGACCGGCCUUCCCAGCUCAGCGACUACGCCGUACAGUGCUAGCGCAUUCUCCGAAGCCACGCUGCCCUCGCCUGUCCCAGGCAAUACAGCUCUUUCGCCAACGGCUCCAACUGCGCGACAAUCCCUCCGUCGACCUGUAGCUCCGCGCGACCUCGGCGAAAGAUUAGCAGCUCGCAAAGUCUUCGAUCCCGUCGCUUCCGCACUCGUCGAGCAUCGCGGCACCAAGCGAAAAAGCUCCGCUACUGGCGCAUCGACUGAACUUGACGCCCCGCUGUCGAAAAGACCCUGUCGAGUGCGACGUGACGACCAGCAGAAAUUGGACCUGCUCUUCUGGUUUCUGAAGGAGGAGCUUAACUGGACAUUUGGAGAGAUGCUGUACAAGAGUAGUCUCUACGUCGCCUCGCGAGGAUCCGAGACACAAACCAAGAUGCUCACGCACUUCUUUGCUGGUCACGACAAAGAGUUUCCCGUCUCGCGCACGCUAUCGGUCUGGCUCAAGCACCCAUUUGGACGACACCCUCCUCGCGACCUGAUGUACUGCGUGGACCUUCCCUACACGGAGAUCAGGCAGAUGCGACCGGCCCUUACCUCGUUCUCCGCGCAGCUUGUGAAGCAGCAGCUUGUGCGCGAAGCGGAGGAGGCUAUCGAAGUCAAGAGCGGUCUGCACGUGUCUAUAGGAAAGAAGGAGCGAAAGAAUGUCAAGCCCCUGGUCUGGGACGACCUGGGGGUGGGCACGGUGGACCAUGUCCGCGGCAUCAUUCAGCGCACCCAACCCCUCCUGCUGAACUUUGUCUCCGAGCUCUGCUCUCGCAAGCCAAGAAGAGGCCUGCAUGGAGCCGUGGUUGUGCGUAAACAGCGCACUGUUUCAAAUGUUGCGACGCAAGUCAUAAGCUCCAUCGAUUUCACACGAUCCAACCACGCCAACCUCUUGCCUCUUGCUACAGGUGUUUUACACUUCGCCUGCCUUGCGCCUUUCGACAUAUUUCGCUGGGGAAGUCGUGUGGGCUCUAUGCCAUCCUACUCCACGAUUAAUCGAGCACUCGAGGGUCUCGCAACAGAUGCUGCUAAUAAGUCUCUGGCUUUUGGCCUUCGCUCCAACCGUGUCUCCGUCUUUCGCUUCGACAACGUUCAUACCUACCAUCUGCAUCGCGACGUGCGCGUUGGGCGCCAGAACGAGCUGCACACCGGUCUAUUUGGUGCUAUGUACGAGGCGGAGAGCUAUGUCGAUGCUACAGCCUUCAACAUCGCCGACAACGAUGCUGUGCGCAAGCGUGGCCUUCGAAAGACUGUGACAACUCGAAACCUCUUCAACAAGAUCGACCAGAAGCAUCUCAACAACGUCCUCACCCUCCAAUGGCUACGAGUCCUGGUGGACUACAUCCCCGAACUUGCAGAUCUCUCUGCAGCUGUCACGCACCUCUACCGCACCACCGCCGCUAUAAGCCCUCUUCCCCCUUGUCGCACCGUUGUGCGGCCGCUUGCGUGCGACGCUAAGAAUGAAACCCAUCUCGAGGAGCUGCGCGACUUCAUUCAGGACAUGUUCUCGCAGGGGGGCCUCACGCCGGAAACCGCGCAUAACCGGUUGAUCCCCUGCGGAGGCGAUGGCAUGAGCUACGAGCUGCUUCAUGUCUUGAAGUCUGUCCUUCGUGUCGAGGGAACCGAGUGGAGCAGGUUCGAAAAUCCGAAGCCCAUGCUUGAGGGUUGGCACCAGAAGUGGACCGAAGUAUGCGCUAUCCACGAAGAGCACUGGGGAGAUAGCCUUACGCGCGACUACUCGACUCUCGGGCACAGCGCUAGCCGGCUCGGUAGACGGCGCCCUGCAGACCUCAAGAAGGUUGACUUCAAGCAGGGCACGCAGCUCAUGUUCACCGUUGUCGACAGUCGCAUGCUUGACUGUUGGAGGCUGUACUUUAGUGCAGACGACAUAUUCGCGUACUUCGCCGACCUCAAACGACGCAACAAGCUGCCCGCCAUCGAGGAGCUCCAUGACAUCGCCAAGAAGCUAUGCUAUAGCUAUAUGUCGCAGGGAUUUGGAGGCGCGGUCAUGAGUGGCGAAGGAAUAGAGUCCAGCGCUAUCCCAAUCGGCGAACCAUGGGAUGGAAUCGUCCUCGAUGACUCGAGCAAGGACUACGACAUCAUCAAUCAAGGCAAAAUCGCUGCGCAUACCGGCUCUGCUAAGUCCAAGGCGCGAGGAAGGAAGAAGAUCAAGCUGGCUACACCGAUGGACUCGAAUAUCUCAUUCGCUGGCGACCACGCUCUUGCCGACUCGCGCCUGCUCAUGCGCAGUGUUGCCCUCCUUCGCGAAAGCAUACUUGCUUGCGCCGAGGGUGAUCCAGAACGUAUCCUGCAGAUAUCCAUCGUCCAACUAUUCCAGUUUGCCGGCUGCGCUCAUUCGAAGUACACUGAAUACCUCCUCGAGAUGAUCAUCGAUCUCGAGUACGAGUGUACUCCUCAGCUCCGAGCAGCACUUCUACAGGUCAGCCUCGUCAAUCUUUCCGGAAAACCUGGCGGCUUCGCGCACGGCGAUCUCAUUCAAGAGUACUUCAACCGCCUUCUGGAUGCCGUUGUGAAGCACAAAGGCGUCCCCCGCCAUUGCGACCCCGCUGCCCUCGCAGACAUGCAGAUUCUGCUACAGACGUACAAGGACCACGAGCUACACACCUUCAGGGCUGGUCGCCGCUUCUCCGACGAUGAUCACGACCGCUUUUCGAAGGGAUACGCGAAGCUCGACAACGGCAAACUGGACAGCUAUGUUACCAAGUCCCUUGCGCGUUGCGCCACCGCUCCCAUAGCGUCUGACCUGGCUGCCGAAGCGAGAUCAGAGAGUGCGACGACUCUAGCAGAUUCCGGACCGGAAGAAGCAGAUCCUGCUGAGGACGAUGAAUCGGCCGAGGAGGACCUCGCACAGGAUGUCGCACCGCUCGUCUUCGCAGAAGUUGUCGAGGGCGAGCUGAUUCUUUUCGAACCGAAUGUUCAAGCUCGGGCAGAAGAGCUCGUGCGGGACUGGGAGGCUGAGUUAGGGGACCUGUUAAAAGAGGGCGAAGGCGAAGAGGAGGAGAGUGACGAUAGCGAUAUAGAAUUACCAGAAGUUGACCGAGGGGAUUUGGACGAGACAGACGAGGAGUAG